Sipha flava (yellow sugarcane aphid) is the source of this 4734-nucleotide messenger RNA. RefSeq lists its product as uncharacterized. NCBI's taxonomy places the organism in Eukaryota, Metazoa, Arthropoda, Insecta, Hemiptera, Aphididae. The transcript has 10 exons. The record is from RefSeq and is a predicted model, not a curated record. Bases 1139 to 4600 code for a protein of 1153 amino acids.
ACCGGCGGCGAGUGGCGGCGGCAGCACCAGCAGCACCGGCGGCGGCACGACCGAGCAGCAGUCGGCUGUUCCGUGUGUUUGGUGCAUGGCCCCGUCGUACGUACGCGAACAGUUUCACGCACGCAGCGCACAAGUACGGUCGCCGCCGAACGUGUAACCGUCCGUAACGCGUGCGGUGGUGGUGGUGGUGGUGGUGGUUGUUGUUGUUCCGCCGCGGACGGGUUGGCCGACGGAUCGUCUCGUGUACAGCGGCGGGCCCAUCGCGCGCGACCACGGCGCCCCGGCCAGAGGUUUCACGCGGCCGGCAGCGGGGCGGUCGACGCCGACCACGACGGACGCCGUGAGCCCUGCGCCGUCAUGAUGCCCGUCAUCAGUUCCACGACGUGGGUACGUACACCGCGGACCGGUCGUCGCACAUCACCAUGGUAGUAGGUAGUUCAUGACCAUUAUUUACUACAAUUACCGUUCUCAAUAUUCAUGCACACCUUGCGGAACCUUUAAGAUCGUCUCACAGAACCCUUUGGUUCCGCGGAACACACUUUGAGAACCGUUGCCCUAACGCACCGACGAGAUGUGACACGGUUUCCGGCCGGAACGAUUCCAAUUGUUGGUAUAACGUUAGGCGCGUCCCCGCCCGCUACCCCGGCGGCAGCGCAGCGUUCUUCCGUUGUCGUUUUGCGUUGACCGAAAAUAUUAAUAUUGUCGCGCUAAGCCGUCAGGUCCGGCGUUCUCCCCGGUCGGUCAAAGUGUUAUACCAAAGGGUUGUACGACGACAGCGGCGAAGAACCUCGCUUUCGUGCGGAUGUCCAACAAUAUUAUACCCCGUUCCGUUGUCGUCAUAGUCAUCCUAAUGUUGUCGAUGUAGUUUUAAUAAUCCCUGCCGUACCGCCCAUCGUCGGUCGACCCGUCGGAAACGGAUUUCCUGUGCUUCGGGUCGGGCGGCAGCAGCACGAGCAACAACGAAUCGAAUCAAUUUUUCCGCACACAGCGCAUUUAAGUACACACACGCACACUACUCGGGGUUCCGACAAUCAGUUAACUCGCCAUCGAUCCUGAUAGAUGAUACGUCCGCAGCUUUGCGACAUGUUCACGUUUGAAUCGGGCUCGUCAAAACGGGCAACCGUGCCGCUAGUGUGACAUGGACAAGCGUGAACACGUGAGGAAAUUGCCUCCUCUGGCUUCAUCCGAAGAUCUCAGUGAGGAUUUAUUAGACAGUCCGGAAGCAGAUAUAAAAAACAAAUGUUUAGAAGGCAUCGAGGAAGUGCCAAACACACCGGCCAAGUCACCGAGACAACAGACAUUAUGUUUGGCGAUGCCCAACACCCCGAGGAUAGACAUCUCUCGAGCCAGCAGUUCUUCGCACCACGACGAUAGUAGUCCCGAGAGAGAUUUGUUUGUCGACGCCGACGGAAAAUCAAUUGAAUCUGUGAAAUCUUGUCUGGGAUACACGGAAGAAAUUAUAUCUGAUCUCCAUAGCAGCACUGAAGAAUUAAACUUUCACGACUUAACCGAGUCGGAAAUCAGAAGGCGGCGGUCCAAACUGCAGCCUCAAUACGCGGUCUCUGACGCUACUAUGGAUACGGAUUUUGCUGCUGAUCGAAGAGAUACAGCUAGCGAAUCCGGUUUUCUUUGCAUUAGUGGCCGUAGUAGCCGCGUAUCUUCAGUAGGUUCAGUACACUCGACUGCUUCUAUAGCUUCAGCAGCAUCACGUUUAUCUGCUGCAUCGAAUUAUUCCAGAGCUUCCCGUGGUUCAUCGCCACAUAGAGUUCUCUUGGAGACGUCCUUUUGUGGUCCAAAAUCACCUGAACACUUUGCCAAUCGACAGCUGAUUCUUAACAACGACGACGACGACGAUCUAAGUGAACCAACAGUCAGACCAAAAUUAGCCGACAUUGAAACGCAAACCGAACAAAGGCCAAAAAAAGUCCACGUAGAAUCUGUAAAGAAAGAAAUAAAAAACGAUCAAGUUAAAGCAAAAGUGAAAAAAACUGUAAAAUCAAAAGAAAUAAAAGAAGUAAAAGUAAAGAGAGAAACAAAAACUCCAGUCAUGGAGGAUAAACCGCAUGAAAAAAAAAUUAAGGAAAAACCUACUUCUAAAGUAAAAGUUGUUCUCGAUAAUCCAAAAACACAAACAUUUGUGCCUUUAGAUAGUCUUGAUGAUGAUGAUAUAGAAAUAAUUCAGGGUAAUGCGCCAAAACAAGCUCCCGCAGCUAUACCUUUAGAAAAACCUCGGCCAAAGAUAUCUACUGGGGAAAAUCAAAUUUACAUUCCAUUGAAAGCUGAUCCAAACGAACAUGGAUCUGCUAAUCCUACUAGCCCUAAGCGGUUAAAACCAUUUACAAAUCCGACAUUGGUAAAUUUCAUCAAUAGGGACCCAGCUACUAUUGAGUCAUCGUCUAGAAGAAUAAGAAGACCAGUUAGAUCAGGCUCACCAGGAAUCCGAGAAGAAUUUCAAAAGUUCAUAGCGAGUACAGAUGAAGAGGCUGAUGGCAAUUCAGUAAAACCUGUAAAGUUAAGAAAACAAAUAAGCGUUGACAUGACCAAAAGAAAAUCUAUCGAUCAAGACUGCUCUUCCAGAUCUAUGUCACCAUCCAUAUUUGAAGAGUUUCAAAAAUUUAUUUCUGAACCAGAAGAUGGAGAUCUAAAUGUAACUAAACUAGAAUCAAAAAAUCGUUGCUCGGCUAUUUCUAUAACAAGUCGUGAAGUUCAGUCUGUAGUUUGCGCAGGGUUGACAGAUAGUCCGAAUCUUGGAAGAUCAUUAUCUCCGUCAAUACACGAAGAAUUUCAUAGAUUUAUUGCACAACCAGAUGACGAAGAAAAAGGUAUUAUACAUAAGACAUUGCCACACUCAGCAUAUAAAAAUCCAAUCGAAGGAAGCCCUUCGUUGUCAACUUCGAGUAAUAUUCGUUCUAUCUCACCGAGUAUUUAUGAAGAAUUCCAAAAAUUCAUAGUAGAACCAGAAGGUAAUGAUAAUUUACUACCACCGCCACCACCGAGAAAACACGAUAAUGAUUUACACCCGGACGAAGCUCCUUGUAGUAGAUCGGUGAGUCCAGGAAUUCUUGAUGAAUUUCAGAAAUUCAUAAGUGAACCGGAUGACGACGUAUCCGGCAGAAAAAAAUGUGACCCUCCUCCUCCACCAGCUAAGACUCAACAAAUGAUUAAGGUUCAAGUACAUUGUACUCCGGGAAGUCCGCCCCCUGGACAAGUAGUCAUCAAAAAUACAGGAAGACCUAAAUCUGAUGACCUAGUAAAAAUCAUACCACUUAAAAGCGAAGAUGAAGAUUCAGAUCAGCUACAAUCCGUAUCUUCAUCGCAAGCUCAGAUCCUCAGGAGGCGUUCCGAGUCUUCCAAAGAAGCCAGACCGAAAACCGGUACACUGGAGAAAUCUAAGGACCGCAGAGGAUCGAGCCGUUCACUAAUUGGAUCACUUCUACAACGAGCUAGUAGCUUCAGAAGUAUAGGCAAAAAAUCCCCAAAACAAUCUAGUACGUCGGAAUUGGUUGAUAUCGAUCCAAAGUUUACUAACGUCGAGUUUAAAUUUAAGCAAGAUAUUGAAAAAGACACGGUUAUCAUCCCACUGCAUUCCCCUAAUGACAGUCCCGAAGAACUAGUCGAUAGUGAUUCAGAUUCCAAUAUCACUAGGGCCGUUGUUCACGUUUCGUAUGAACCUAAACUUGUAGAUGUGGAAACUAAAUCGACAAAACAACAAUUACUACCCAACAACACUAUAAUCAUAAAUGAAAACAAAACGCUUAAAGGAUCUAUCGACAAGAUUGACAAUGUCGUCGACGAUACCGUCGAAAAUAUGAAAAUUGUCAAAGAAAAAAAACACAAAAACGACUACUGUACGAUUACGAACGAUUUAGCGAAACUCGAAGAGUCGUCAUUAUCACCCGGAACGAGUCGAUCGGCAGUUGAUCCCGUACACUCUGCGAACAGUAACGACACGUCACCGGACUCGGAAGUGAUGUCGUCGUUAUCAAUUGCCGCCACCGAGGAGGAGAAAAAAAAAUUAUUCAGCCACCCCAAUUCAGUGGAUGAAGAAUUGCCGCACGUGCCGACGACGCUUCCGCUUGAAAGGUCGGUCGCCGUGCCCAUCGUACCGGUCAAGCACCGAAUUGCCGAAACCAAGACUUGUUCGUUGGACAGGCCGGCCAGAUGCAAUACGCCCAGCGCUGAUUUGCCUUCGGGCCUGGGAACGUACGCGAUCGCGGCUGCGUUCGAAGAAUCGCCAGCCGUCACCAGCAAAAUACAAAUCAAACUUCCAAAAUUGAACAAGACAACGAUCGUCCAAACGGCUUCCGCCGCGACGAGCGGCUAUUGCAGUACCGAUCCGCCGAGACGCCGUAGGGCCCGCAGCGUGAACGUAUCGAUGAACUGCUCGCGCGGUCGCUGGGUCGACUUCGACGACGACAGCUGGAAGGACGACGCGGCGCUGAAGCCGAGGUCGCCCAAGAAGAUCACCAUCCUGCCGAUGUCCAUGAGACCGCGUAGGAGGUCGUCGUCGACCAACGUGGCGGACUCGCGGUGCAGCUGCGACUGUCACCACAACCACGACCCGUGGCCCAUGACCAGAAACCGAAGCGACACGACGUAAUGAGAAAACGAACAGAUAAAAAAACUCCCGUUCGCAUUUCAUCCAUUUUCAUGUUUACUAGGUUUUUUUUUCAUCGUAAAUACAUUUAUAUAUAUUAUACGUAUGAAAAUUAAAAUAUACUAAUUAAUUUUCAA